UCGGCUGUGAGCUACGUGCUGCCUUCCCCAGGCCAGCGCCUGGCUGUUCCUGCCAACUCAGCCUCCUGCUGGCAGCGCGGCACGGACUGGGGUCUCCAUUUCCUCCCUCCCAGAUCCUCGUAGCGGCUGCAUCCUCCUGGGCCAGCCUGGGGUACCCGUCUCGCCGGGCACAGAAGUUCAGGCCGCUGUGGUCGUGUUCCCCUAACAGCGUGUUUGUCAACGACUGUGCUGCGCUCGUUCGUGUUGUUUAGAUAUAGUGCUUGCACCUCCUCCACCAUUGCCACCACCAAUACAGGGAUAUGCCUUUAAACCGCCGCCUCGACCAGAUUUUGGCACUUCUGGGAGAACAAUCAAACUGCAGGCCAACUUCUUUGAAAUGGACAUUCCUAAAAUAGAUAUCUACCAUUAUGAAUUGGAUAUAAAGCCAGAAAAAUGCCCUAGAAGAGUUAACAGAGAAAUAGUGGAGCAUAUGGUUCAGCACUUUAAAACGCAGAUCUUUGGGGAUCGCAAACCAGUGUUUGAUGGAAGAAAAAACCUUUAUACAGCUAUGCCGCUUCCUAUUGGGAGAGAUAAAGUGGAGCUGGAGGUCACGCUGCCAGGAGAAGGAAAGGACAGAAUAUUUAAGGUGGCUAUAAAGUGGAUGUCCUGUGUGAGUUUGCAGGCUUUACAUGAUGCUCUUUCUGGUCGGCUGCCAAGUGUCCCGUUUGAAACCAUCCAGGCACUGGAUGUAGUGAUGAGGCACUUGCCUUCCAUGAGAUAUACUCCUGUGGGGCGAUCUUUUUUUACAGCAUCAGAAGGGUGCUCAAAUCCAUUGGGUGGUGGCAGAGAAGUUUGGUUUGGCUUCCAUCAAUCAGUCAGACCUUCUUUAUGGAAAAUGAUGUUAAACAUUGAUGUAUCUGCAACCGCAUUUUACAAAGCACAGCCAGUUAUUGAGUUCGUGUGUGAAGUUUUGGACUUCAAAAGUAUUGAAGAACAACAAAAACCUCUGACAGAUUCCCAAAGGGUAAAGUUUACCAAAGAAAUAAAAGGUCUAAAGGUGGAGAUAACACACUGUGGACAAAUGAAAAGAAAGUACAGAGUGUGCAAUGUCACCAGACGACCAGCAAGUCACCAAACAUUCCCACUUCAGCAUUUUGAGAAUGGACAAACAGUUGAAUGCACUGUAGCUCAGUAUUUUAAGGACAGGCACAAAUUAGUUUUACGCUAUCCUCACCUUCCAUGUUUACAAGUCGGACAAGAGCAGAAACACACCUACCUUCCUCUUGAGGUGUGCAACAUAGUGGCAGGACAAAGAUGCAUAAAGAAACUCACAGACAAUCAAACUUCCACUAUGAUUCGAGCAACGGCCAGAUCAGCACCUGACCGUCAAGAAGAGAUUAGCAAAUUGAUGCGGAGCGCGAGUUUUAAUACCGACCCUUAUGUUCGUGAAUUUGGAAUAAUGGUGAAAGAUGAAAUGACGGAUGUGACCGGUAGAGUCCUACAGCCUCCUUCAAUCCUCUAUGGAGGCAGGAAUAAAGCGAUUGCUACACCAGUUCAAGGAGUCUGGGACAUGAGGAACAAACAGUUUCACACUGGAAUUGAAAUAAAGGUUUGGGCAAUUGCAUGCUUUGCUCCCCAGCGCCAAUGCACUGAAGUUCAUCUUAAGUCCUACUGUAAAUAUGCACAGGGAGCUGACAGUGUGGAGCCCAUGUUCAGACAUCUCAAAAACACUUACACUGGGCUGCAGCUUGUUGUAGUAAUUUUGCCAGGAAAAACACCAGUCUAUGCGGAGGUGAAGCGUGUUGGCGACACUGUGCUGGGAAUGGCUACGCAGUGCGUGCAGAUGAAAAAUGUGCAAAGAACAACACCGCAAACUCUGUCUAACCUUUGCUUAAAAAUAAAUGUCAAAUUAGGAGGCGUAAAUAAUAUUUUACUGCCACAGGGAAGACCACCAGUAUUUCAACAGCCUGUCAUAUUCCUGGGUGCAGAUGUAACUCAUCCGCCAGCUGGAGAUGGAAAAAAGCCUUCCAUUGCUGCAGUUGUAGGAAGCAUGGAUGCUCAUCCUAAUCGUUACUGUGCCACUGUUCGGGUCCAGCAGCACCGCCAAGAAAUCAUUCAAGAUUUGGCUGCCAUGGUCAGGGAGUUGCUUAUUCAGUUCUACAAAUCAACCAGAUUUAAACCAACUCGUAUAAUCUUCUACCGAGAUGGCGUUUCUGAGGGGCAGUUUCUCCAGGUUCUCCAUCAUGAAUUGCUGGCUAUCAGAGAAGCAUGCAUUAAACUAGAAAAGGAUUACCAGCCUGGAAUUACAUUUAUAGUUGUGCAGAAAAGGCAUCACACCAGACUCUUCUGUACAGAUAAUAAAGAACGGGUUGGAAAAAGCGGAAACAUUCCAGCGGGUACCACAGUGGACACAAAAAUCACCCAUCCAUCAGAGUUUGACUUUUACCUGUGUAGUCAUGCUGGUAUUCAGGGAACAAGCAGACCUUCUCAUUACCACGUCCUCUGGGAUGACAAUCGUUUCUCUUCAGAUGAACUGCAGAUUCUUACUUACCAGCUGUGUCAUACGUACGUACGCUGCACUCGUUCUGUUUCCAUCCCCGCACCAGCAUAUUACGCGCACCUGGUUGCCUUCAGAGCCAGGUAUCAUCUGGUGGAUAAAGAACACGAUAGUGCUGAAGGAAGCCACACUUCCGGGCAGAGUAAUGGCAGAGAUCAUCAAGCACUUGCUAAAGCAGUUCAAGUUCAUCAGGACACGUUGCGCACUAUGUACUUUGCUUGACAUGUUUUAAUGUUUAGCGACUCAGUACAAUACAGAGUUGGAUUCACAUGAGACCAGCUGCACUUAGACCAACAGUUGCCCAAGCUACAGUGACAGCCAGCAAUGAGUGAUGCAUCUUAAUUUCUUUUUUUCCCAUUUGCAAGAAAGCCUUCCGUCCAGAAUUUCAGACUUGAUUAUGAACUGCAUUCUUGUACCAAACCCCGCUAUUGUUGGAAAUGUGGUUUGCCAAAAAUCUCUAAGCUGCUUGGUAUUAAACAGACCCAUAUUUUAUCGUUAAAUCAAGAGCUGUGAUCUCAGGGCUUAGGGGAAAAAAAAAAAAACCAACAAAAAACAAAACAACCCAACCCACAGAACUCCUCAUUCAGUUUGCUAUUCAUUGAAUUGCUUUUAAUAAUUUGGAAAGAUCUAAUUCAUACUAAAGUUUGGUGGGCUAAAAUGCUGUGAAUUAGCUUUUAAUACAAAGGAAAGCAAACCAUUUUUUGACUAUUUAUGAAGCCUUGAUUAUUAUAGAUGCAUUUACAAAAUUUUUAUUUUCAAAGAAAAAGAGUGACAAAAAUCUGGUUUUCAACUGUCUUACAAAGAUUAUUCUCUGUGUGUCUAAGGGCAAAUGUAUUUUCUGAAGCUUGUUCUUGAAUGUUUUUUAUUGUGCUGCAUUUGAAAAUGUUUUUCAUAGGCUAAAGAAAAAAUUUAAAAAAGAAUGAACUUGUACCUAAGCUUUUAAUAGGUCCAGUUAGAUUGGCAAAAGAAAAUGUGCCAUUUAAAAAAAGAAAAAAA
Molecule: messenger RNA, 3532 nt
Organism: Egretta garzetta (little egret)
Lineage: Eukaryota; Metazoa; Chordata; Aves; Pelecaniformes; Ardeidae
Gene: AGO2
Product: argonaute RISC catalytic component 2
Molecular function (GO): protein binding; RNA binding
Source: RefSeq, a predicted model, not a curated record